CGGGGUAGGGAGCUUCAAUCAGAAAGCAACCUUGCAUACAUAUUCAGAUUAUUAAUUCCAUAAGAUAAAGUCUAUGAUCUCUAUAUAAACCACCGUAGUCUUUCUCAUCAAUGCAUAACAAAUUAACAUUUCUCUCUAUAACACAAUCUCACCAAACCGUCUCUUCCAAAACUCAUUAAACUUUUGCUGAUAAGAAAUGGCUUUCACUAGCCAAAAACAGUACACGAUAGCUCUAUUCCUCCUCCUUGCACUUGGGAUUCCCCAAAUGAUGUCUCGCAAACUUCAUGAGACAUCUAUGCGAGAAAGACACGAACAAUGGAUGGCGGAAUAUGGCAAAGUCUACAAGGAUGCUGCAGAGAAGGAAAAACGUUUCCUGAUAUUCAAGCACAAUGUGGAGUUCAUUGAAUCAUUCAAUGCUGCUGCCAACAAACCUUACAAGCUUGGCGUUAAUCACCUUGCUGACCUUACAGUUGAGGAAUUCAAGGCUUCCCGUAAUGGAUUGAAGAGGCCUUAUGAGUUAAGCACAACACCAUUUAAGUAUGAAAAUGUGACUGCAAUUCCUGCAGCCAUAGAUUGGAGGACAAAAGGAGCUGUUACUUCAAUCAAAGACCAGGGUCAAUGUGGGAGCUGCUGGGCAUUUUCAACUGUGGCUGCAACUGAGGGUAUCCACCAAAUAACUACAGGAAAACUAGUUUCCCUCUCAGAACAAGAGCUAGUGGAUUGUGACACAAAAGGUGUAGACCAAGGGUGUGAAGGGGGUUACAUGGAAGAUGGGUUUGAAUUCAUUAUCAAAAACGGUGGAAUCACCAGUGAGGCUAACUACCCCUAUAAGGCAGUUGAUGGAAAAUGUAACAAAGCAACCUCACCAGUGGCUCAAAUUAAGGGGUAUGAGAAGGUUCCUCCUAAUAGCGAGAAGACACUUCAAAAAGCCGUGGCUAACCAACCAGUGUCAGUUUCUAUUGAUGCAAAUGGUGAAGGUUUCAUGUUUUACUCUAGUGGAAUUUACAACGGAGAAUGUGGGACUGAGCUAGACCAUGGUGUUACUGCAGUGGGUUAUGGCAUAGCUAAUGGAACUGACUAUUGGCUAGUGAAGAAUUCAUGGGGCACACAAUGGGGUGAGAAAGGAUACGUAAGGAUGCAACGAGGUGUAGCUGCCAAGCAUGGUUUAUGUGGAAUUGCCUUGGAUUCAUCGUAUCCAACUGCUUAAAUAGUUCAAUUAUGUAAAACGUGUUUCAUGCUUGCCUUUUAUUUUGCACUUAUGGCUAUAUUUAAAUGUAAACUCCUCGUUCAAGCACUUUAGAGUUAUAUA
Molecule: messenger RNA, 1309 nt
Organism: Glycine soja
Lineage: Eukaryota; Viridiplantae; Streptophyta; Magnoliopsida; Fabales; Fabaceae
Product: ervatamin-B-like
Exons: 2
Coding region: 197-1207 (336 amino acids)
Cellular component (GO): lysosome
Molecular function (GO): cysteine-type endopeptidase activity
Source: RefSeq, a predicted model, not a curated record